UGAUAGCUCAGCGAUUGUAAACAUUAAAUUGCACAAAACUGAAAACGGCAGCUUUUGUUUGAUUUCUGUGCAAAUUUUCAUCGAAAUUGUGUUUAAAAGUACAAAACAUUGAUCAAAACUAGUUUAUUAAGUAAAAUUACCGAUCAUGGAAGCGGCCGAAUCGGCGGUUUGCCGGCUGUGCCUGCAACCGACGACGAUCGACACGAUGACGGUGCUCAACCAGAACGAACAUCUGGUCAAGUCCAUCCUGGAGAUUACGAGCAUCGAGGCCAUCGUGGCGGCCGAUCUGUUUGUGUACAUGUGCAAUGCCUGCCAGCUGAUGCUGGACCAGUGCAUCCAGUUCCGGACGUCCUGCGUGGGCAACGAUAGUAUUUUUAGAAAGACCUACGCCAAGUAUAUUCCGGUCGAGGAUCAGGAAUAUCUGGGGAUUCACUCGUCACAGGUUUACGUCAAGUUGGAACCGGACCACGAAGAUGCCGGCCUGGAUCCGGUUAAGGAAGAGGAGGAGGAGGAGGAAGACGAUGAGGAUGCCGAUCGGGAUUACGACGGAGGGGGGAACAACGCGGUCAGCGAUGAUUCUUCGGACGCCGAGCCGAAAAAAAAGAAACGUGGUCGUCCCCGGAAGAAUCACACGACCAAGGACAAGGAGUUGAUCAAAGGCCAAAAGAAGGAUUGCCGCAAGGUGCAAUGUCAGCAGUGCGGAAAGAUGGUCGUUUCGUAUAACUUGACGCAACACCUGCUGACCCACAAUCCGGAUCGACCGAAGCACACGUGUCCGUACUGCCCGAAGUCGUGCUACGAACCGCGGCGGUUGAAGCUGCACAUCAAUUCGGCGCACACGCGGGAGAUUCAGUACACGUGCGACCAGUGCGGGAAGACGUACGGCAGGCCGUCGUCGUUGAGGGCUCACUACUUGGCGGAGCACACCGAUAUUAAACGAUACGAAUGCAAGGAAUGUGGUGAAAAGUUUGCCCGUUCCACGAUGCGGAAUCACCAUUACAAGGUAGUUCACAUGACUGGUCGACCGUGGGCUUGCGAGUACUGCGAUAAAACGUUCAAAAUCAAGAGCGACUGGACGAUUCACACUCGCAUCCACACCGGCGAGAAGCCCUUCAAGUGCGAUAUCUGCGGCAAGACGUUCAACAAGAGUUACAACGUGGUUAUUCACAAAAAAUCUCACCGGAACGACGAGAUGAGGGCUGCGGCGGCGGCGGCGGCCGCAGCUGCAGCAGCUUCGGCAACGACUCCUGCGAUGCCGACGGCACCGGUGGUUUUGGAAACGCCGAUACCGCAGUUGUGAGGAGAUAGAACUUUUUAGAUUGAGCAGCUGGUAAUUUAUUGAAUAUUUUUGUUUUAUUAUUUUUAUUUUUAUUCUUUCACAAAUCAUUCAAAAAUCUGAAUAUAUUUCCUUAUUAAAAGUACUUAAAGAUAAGAGCGAAUAAAAAAAAAGUUUGCUUCUAAAUCAUGGAAUUGCUUUGAAGCCCA
Culex quinquefasciatus (southern house mosquito) is the source of this 1485-nucleotide messenger RNA. Its product is annotated as zinc finger protein 37. NCBI's taxonomy places the organism in Eukaryota, Metazoa, Arthropoda, Insecta, Diptera, Culicidae. The record is from RefSeq and is a predicted model, not a curated record. The transcript has 4 exons. The coding region runs from base 146 to 1300 and encodes 384 amino acids. Gene Ontology annotation, cellular component: nucleus. Gene Ontology annotation, molecular function: RNA polymerase II cis-regulatory region sequence-specific DNA binding; DNA-binding transcription factor activity; zinc ion binding. Gene Ontology annotation, biological process: regulation of transcription by RNA polymerase II.